Messenger RNA from Varanus komodoensis (Komodo dragon), 4151 nucleotides. It is a transcript of the gene TRIQK, whose product is annotated as triple QxxK/R motif containing. The record is from RefSeq and is a predicted model, not a curated record. Gene Ontology annotation, cellular component: endoplasmic reticulum membrane. The coding region runs from base 172 to 432 and encodes 86 amino acids. NCBI's taxonomy places the organism in Eukaryota, Metazoa, Chordata, Lepidosauria, Squamata, Varanidae. The transcript has 4 exons.
UUGUGCACAGACGAUCUUGACAAUGUUUUUUAGUUUUGCCAUUCAACCGAGAAAUGUCACGCAAGAUGGCUUACAGACAGGAAUAAAAGAUGCAAGCAAGAGAGCAAUGCAAUACAUGCUGGUACUGUAAAAGCAACUCCUUCCACGUGCUGAGCUUCUGAUUGUGGAAAAAUGGGUAGAAAGGAUGUUUCUUCAGGAAGAAUGCCUCUUGAUCAAUACAGAAAACAAAUAGGAAAACAAGAUUACAAGAAAACCAAGCCAAUGUUAAAAGCAACAAGAUUAAAAGCAGAGGCCAAGAAAACCGCACCAGGCAUAAAGGAAGUCAGCCUUGUCCUUGCAGCUAUAUUUGUAUUUCUCUUGGCAUCUUAUGCUUUCUUUUAUCUGAAAUUCUCCGAAGAAGUUGACCUUGAUCUGGAGCAAGAUGAAAACUAGCAAAUGUCUUUUUCAAGUUUUCUUCUAGAAAAGCAUUACCUUGACCACUCAGAUCACGAACAAAGUAUCUCUUCAGGGAAGUGAAUAUAACUUGAACCAGCUCCUGCAGUUCCAAAACUAAUAAUACUCAUGAGAUUAUCCCAGCCAACCUUACAGAUUUUAAUGAGCUGCUUCUGCUAUUCAAACUGUCGUUUAUUGGCUGAUGUUGAACUUUUUUAAAGUUUGUUGCUCAAGAUGAAAAUAUUUUAUUCCAGAAGACAAUUUCCUGCAUUUAUUAGCAUUACAGUGAUGGUGGAAAGACUUUGAUUUCCUUGGAGUUGUUUCUGAACUAGAAUAAUUUGCUGUUUUCAAAGGAUGGCAACAAAUAGAAAUUCCAAAAAUAAUACACACAAAACGCAAACAUAAUAGAACACAAUUAAAUCCUAUGAUAUGUCCUACCCCUAUGAGCAUGCUUCACUUUUAAGUUACUUUGAUUACAGUGGGAAAGAUUGAAGCAUGUGCUCACUUCUCACAUUAAGACAAGUUUAAAAGUACUUCUCUGUGGCUGGAAGAUGCCCCAUAUUUGUUAAAGCAAGAACUCUAGACCAUGGACAGCUAUGUAAGGUGAAACGGGAAUACAAGCUGAUGAGUUGGGAACUGACUGCACAGUCCCAUCCCCACCAAAUCCCGUUGCACCCUAGAUGCAAUGUUGCAAAAUUACACUUGGUUCCUACCAAUUUCAAUGGAGAAGAAAUGUCUAUUGAAAUUGAUGAGAUUUUAGCAUGUUUACAUUGGACUGAAAUGAACUUGCUGAUAUGAAUUGAGAAAACAUGAAUACCAAGCCUGUGCCAAGACCUGUAGUUCAAAGGAGCCCACAGAAUGCUGAUUAGCAGUGGGACACUAAUAGAACAAUCCUUUGCAUGUCUGUUCAAAUGUAAAGCUUAUUUAGUUUGGUGGUACUUAAUCCCAUGUAGGUGUGUUUAGGAUUGCAGCUUAAGUUCAUAAUACUUCAACAACAGGAGAUAUCAAGUAAGUAGGCAUUAUUUAUGCAGCAUUUUUCUCAAUUUGCAAAGGCUGUCCUGUGUUAAGCAGGUUUCCAUUAGGAAAGUGAGAAAACUGGGAAUUUAAUGGGAGGAAAAUUAAAAUCAAAAACCAGAAAAGUUUUGAUGUCAGUCUAUAAGUGAUAUGUUUGGAUUUAUCUUGAAAUAGCAUAUUAAACUAUGCUUGGGUACAGCAGUCAAUGACAGAAGCCAGAACCAGAAAAGAGAGGUUUAAUCCAAUUCUUUGAAGAUUGGAGCUAAUGAAAACAGAAUGGGUUCUUCUCGUUUGUGCACCAAAAGAAUAAGAGCAAGUUCCAUCAACCACAAAUGCCUGCUUUGCUGUCUUCCAAUGGAUGUUUGAGUAAAAUAUGGCAACAUUCAACUUAUUCAAGACUGUUUGGAAUCAACUUUGAUCAAAAUCUUUGAAUCAAGGCCUCUUUGUUGUGAGAAGAAAGGAUCCCCAAAUAAAUAAACAUGCUUUAAUAAUUUGUAAUUUCAGCACAUCUAUACAGCAGAAAAUCACAGCAAACCUAUCUGUUCAGAAAGAGCUUUCCAUUUUAUUUUAUUUUUUAGUGCGAGUUUAUUUUCAGCGCCAUCCUGGCUCUUUUGUAUGUGUGUGUAUCAGCAAUCAUCUUUUUCAUUUAUUGCCAACUGUUCAAGGCACAUGUGUUCUGUCAGAAAUGGCACCUGGAUGACAGAAGCUCAAGCAUUCACAUAUGCCUCUGAAGCAAAGUUCCUUGCCUCUUGGGCUAUCUGAAAGAGUGUAAAUAGAAAGUUCAGUUGAUGUUGAUUUUAAUUAGUGCAUUGCUUCAUUAAUAUAAAGUUGAUAUUCUGUUUUAAUUAUACCAUUGCUGCUGCCUGCAGUAUCAAUGUAGAAAAUACAUGGUGGUUGUUGGGUUUUAAAAAGGAAGGAAGGAAGCAAAAAAGAAUGAAAGCAAGCAAGAAAGGAAAAGAUUGCCUUUGCAAUCAGGCAGUCAUUUUUUAUCUAUUCCAAUAUUAGUUGUCAUAUCUUUUUUAUAUAUUAGCUCAGCUGAAUUAGGAGUAUUCUGGCUCCUUCAUAUUUACUUGCAAAAUAAGGGGGAGUAUCCAGUCCUGGCAAUCUGCCAACACCAAUCAUGUUGCAUUAGAGUUAAUGUUUACUAGCACAACGUCCAGAAAUUCGGUCAAGCUAGGGUUUGUCUCCAGGUGCGUUCUGAAGCACUGCUUUCCUGUUACACUAACUAAUGGGCAUUCCCACUAGCACAAGGGCAGUUGGGUAACAUCCAUACUGUAGAAGGGUUUUUUUUUCCCAUUUCCAAACAAAAGCAACAGUAUUAACACUACAGUUAGGUGUGUUCUUUUGCAUGCACAUAAUUCAUUUUCUGUACAGAUCUGAUGGUGGAAAAGGUUAUGAGGAGCUGGCAUUGUUGCAUGUACCCAUUCAUUCCACUGGGCACACACACAAACCCCAGCAUUGAUCCACAUGUAACAGUUUGAAAGCCUGGAACUCAUUUGAGCAUUUUGUCCAUAAUGUUACUCAGAUCUAUCAAAGGACCAAUUGACUGGGGUUUUGUUGAGUUGUUGCUUUUUAAAAUGUGAGCUACUAUGCAUUCAGUUGAAAGACUUGACUCAUCAUUAAAACAUUCCACAUGCUGAAAUCCUAUAUCUACUCACCUGAGAGUGAGCCCCAGUGAAUUCACUGGCACUUACUUGUGACGUAGAUGUGUAUAGGCUUGCACUAAAAAAUUGAGGACACAAUGCAGACCAAUUCAGACAGUGAAAACUGGACAUUUUACGUGGGAAGCUUUACCUCACUUGGAGUGAGUGCUGUGAAUGUUUAUGACUGAUAAUGAUAUUUGGCAAUUUGGUGAUAUUAUAAAAAGAGACAAGUUUGGAAUUCUGUCUUCACUACCUUUGCAGUUAACUUGGAAUUUUGGAAGUGAAACUGGCAAAUGCAUAAACUGACAAAGGUCUUGUGUGUAAUGUUCAUUUGAAAAGAAUAUUGAACACAUUGAGGUCUGGCUCCUAACCAGCUUAACAAGCUGACAAUUUCUACCCCUUGAUCACACUGACACCCACUCUACACAACCCCUCCCCUUUGUAGAGGAAGAAUAGCAUGGCCCAGUGUCAGCAAGGUGUGCUGAGUUCACUAGUAUUUUUUUCCCUUCACCACAUUAGAAUGGCAUUGACCUGUUAAAUUGUGUGGACUGGCCCCAAGACAGAAGAAUAACAUUUUAAUCUAUCCCUUUUUAAAUGUCUAUCUUACCUCAGAACAUUGUGUUUUAUAGAAGGCAUAUGUAGAGACAAAUGUUACCAAGAAGGGGAAAGGAAUUUUCAAUGCAUCUAACUGAUAGUAACCUUUCCUCAUUUAUUUUUAUUUUUAUUUUUAUUUUUACUGAAAGCACAAAUAUGUGGGGAAACAGCCAAAACGUUAGGUACCAGUGUCUCUCAGCAGAUGUCUCAGCAUUAUUUUGUACUUGCUUGGAUGAAUAAACAUGCACAACUGUGAAAUGUUACAUUGUAGGAGCCUUUUUUAUUUUUAAAAAUGGGACAAUCUGUUUACCCUCCUAAUUGAGACAACAGUAUCAUUUGUUGCCAGUUUUGGAAGCCAUAACUAUGCACUGUAAUCACUGGGACCAAACAAAUACCUGGGAAAGACGAUCACCUACACAUGCAUUACCUUUUAGAAUUAAUGUAAUAAUGGCAUUACUUUUUUGUUAU